GCUGCGGCCAUAAACCACCACGGUAUGUGUCAGACCACUAAUGACCUGUGCUCCUGCUUAUUUCCACACUGCUCCUGGGAGUGGGAAUUGUGCAGCAAUGGCCUGAGGUCACUCCUUACAGUAAAGCAGUCUGGGUAAAGGGGAGUGUAACUCUCAUCAUACACCAAAUACUCCAAAAGGAUCAGUAAGUGGCAGCCCUGGUGACAGUGAGGAGCAGCAGUGUCUCCAGGAACUUUAGGACCUUGUACCCAUGACUUCCCAGGUCACCCUCUAUGCGGUGACAUCACUGAUGAUCUGACAGGACAAGGUGCACAAGGCAGGAUAUAAGGGACGCCGCAGCCGCCACUUGUCAGACUUUCUCUGUACGUGACAGACCGCGACUCCUGACAAGAUGGCCGAUCGAUCGGAGGAAAUUAUCCUGACAAAGAUGGACUACGCCAUGAAGUCACUGAGUCUUCUCUCUCCCAAGUCUCUCUCCAAGUGCGUCUCCGUCAGCGCCACAAUGACUCAACAGUUCCUUUCCCGGCCGGUGUCCAAACCACGACCCUUCAGAGUUUGCAACUGUGACCGAACCAUCCGAAAGGGCAUCGUGGCUGACAGUCUGGAAGAUCUGCUUAACAAGACCCAGGAUGCCCUGCUCUUGGAUGACGCCAUGACACUGGUUCUGGAUGAAGAUGGCACCGGUGUGGACACUGAAGACUUUUUCCAGUCUCUGGACAGCGGAUCGGUAUUCGUGGCUCUUGUGAAAGGACAAACAUGGAAACCAUCUCAUAAUUCUGGCUACCAUAUUUCGCUGACCAACAAGCCUCAGCGGAAGAUCGACGUGGCGCGUAUCAGCUUCGACCUGUAUAAGAAUAAUCCCCAGGAUUUCAUUGGGUGUCUGAAUGUCAAGGCCACCCUGUACGGGAACUACACCGUGUCCUAUGACCUUCAGUGCUACAGCGCCAAAUGGAUCAUGAAGGAGGCGCUACGCUGGACGCUGUUUACUAUGCAGACCACCGGGCACGUGCUUCUGGGCACCUCGUGUUAUAUGCAGCAGCUUCUGGAGCCCAACAAUAAGACUCUACCCCAAGAGGAAAAACCAUCAGCGGCUCUCAGAGACUUCAUCCCCUUCUACCCGCGCAGGAUGCUCCUGUAGAAGACCAGUUCUAGCCUGGGGCGUCCCCCUCCCUGCCUUCACUCCAUGUAAGGCCCCUUUCAUACGAGCGAGUUUUCCCGCAAUGCGUGACGUGAACGCAUAAUACCCGCACUGAAUCCUGACCCAUUCAUUUCAAUGGGUCUGUGUACAUGAGCGUU
This is a messenger RNA of Bufo bufo (common toad), 1296 nucleotides long. RefSeq names its product cell death inducing DFFA like effector c (gene CIDEC). The transcript is spliced from 7 exons. Lineage: Eukaryota; Metazoa; Chordata; Amphibia; Anura; Bufonidae. The record is from RefSeq and is a predicted model, not a curated record. The coding region runs from base 392 to 1138 and encodes 248 amino acids. Gene Ontology annotation, biological process: regulation of apoptotic process; apoptotic process.